This is a messenger RNA of Lactuca saligna, 1161 nucleotides long. The record is from the annotation of a GenBank genome assembly. NCBI's taxonomy places the organism in Eukaryota, Viridiplantae, Streptophyta, Magnoliopsida, Asterales, Asteraceae.
AUGACAUCUAGAAAUUACAGAAGGAUCAAUGUUGACUUGUAUAAAGCACUUUCGGAAGGAGAUGACGCCAAGGUAUGUGAUGCAUGCAAAGACUUGCCAGAUGGUCCUUUGCACAAGCUAACCAUACAUCGCGACACUAUUCUCCACAUCGCUAGUUACUACAAGCGUAACAAGCUCGUUCUUCAGCUACUCAGUCUGCUACCUGAAGACGAACCCAACAAACUUACAUUAAAAAAUGAAGCUGGAAACACCAUUCUUCAUGCCACAGCCACCAAUGAUAAGACUGUCGAGGCUGCUGCUGAGAUCAUUCACCGAGCUCCUUCAUUGCUCACCAUGACUGAUAGGCUUGGAGAGACACCUUUUUUCCGUGCAGCCCGUUAUGGCAGGAUCAAGAGUUUCUAUUUUCUUAAAGGUGAAGAUGGAGAUGGGAUGACUGGCCUUCAACUUCUUGCCUGCAAGCCAUCUGCUUUCAACCAUCGAUUCGAAGAGAAUUUCUUCAAGCGGUUCAUAUCUAAAUUUACUGAUUUGAGUGCUAAAGAAAGAAUGAGUAGAGUGCCUAUCCUGAAAGAAGUUCAGAAACAAAAUCGAAAAACGAAAUCAGCAAAUAAACUUGCAACCCUUUUAAUUGAAAAACAUGCCUCAUGGGAAGCAACAUCACCCAUGUCAAACCAGAACAGAAUUAAACCCCACAAAUAUGGAGGAGGGAUAUCGUCUUCAACCAUAACUCCUAUAGAUAUUGUCAUCAAUGCUCCUACUCAUGCCUCUCCAUUGUUUUUAGCUACAAAAUCGAGUUGUACAGAGAUUGUAAAGGAAAUAAUCCAAGUGUACCCUCAGGCUGUAGAGCAUAUUGAUGAGGAUGGACGUGACAUUUUGCAUGUAGCCAUUAAAUAUCGAAGAAUGGAGAUCUAUAAAGUUGUGAUCAAUAUGAAGUUUCCCUUGACGAGGCUAAGGGGGAAGAUUGACAAACAAGGCAACUCGAUACUUCACAUGGUAGGCAUGAAAGUUAGCGAUCAGAAAACUGAGGGGGACAUCAGAAGCCCUACUGUGGUACUACGAGAUGAUUUGAUUUUAUUCGAGGUAAUGACAUUUUAUCCUUUGUGCUUCAUUUUUUACACACACCAAAACUUUCUAACCUAUAAACCUCCGGUAAUAGCCUGCUAA